Messenger RNA from Marchantia polymorpha subsp. ruderalis, 2455 nucleotides. NCBI's taxonomy places the organism in Eukaryota, Viridiplantae, Streptophyta, Marchantiopsida, Marchantiales, Marchantiaceae. The record is from the annotation of a GenBank genome assembly.
GUACUGCCAGUCCCUUGCGUUGUCCCUCAGUUCCCUGAAGCUCGAGCGCCCUACUCUGCCCUGCCCGGCGCCAGGGGCGCGGCUCUCUCGUUCGGUAGCGGCUGCGUCUGAAUGAGCGAAGCUCGGAGCAGAUCUUCGGUCUGUAAGUCGAUUGCAGAAGUCUCGAGUUCGGGUGCGGGUUUAAGCCCGUGGAGAUUGUGGAUGGUGCCAGGAUUUGGUGGUCGGACGGAGGGAAGGAGUGUCGGGCACCGGUGAAUUUGGCGAGACGAGGGUCGCCAUGAAGGGUACUCGGUUCAGGGAUUUGAAUCCAGCGUUAUCGGAGGAGUCCUUGGCUGUUUUGGAUGCGCAGGGGUUUAUCACGGCUACCCCAGUUCAAGUGGCGACUAUCCCAUUGCUGUGCAGUUUCAAGGAUGUGUCCGUCGAUGCUGCCACUGGUUCCGGGAAAACUCUUGCAUUUAUAGUUCCUAUAGUGGAGAAAUUACGAGGACUCUCGGAUCCUCUGAAGAAGAAUCAGGUAGGCGCGAUUGUCAUUUCUCCGACGCGAGAGCUGGCAUCACAAAUAUUUCAGGUAGCGCAGCCGUUCAUGGACACACUUCCCAAGUAUGAGGCAGCUUUACUAGUCGGAGGAACUGACGUUUCGGCAGACAUAGCCAAUUUGAAGCAGAAUGGAGCAAAUUUGCUGAUUGGAACGCCUGGUCGAAUUGAAGAUAUUCUGGACCGAGCUUCGUUUCUAGACUUGAAAAACUUCGAGGUGCUGAUCCUUGACGAGGCGGAUAGGCUUCUAGACAUGGGAUUCAAGCGUCAACUGUCCGUCAUCAUUGCUCGCCUUCCAAAGCUACGCAGGACGGGCCUUUUUUCUGCUACUCAGACCCAAGCCGUUGAGGAGCUUGCCAAAGCCGGUCUGAGGAAUCCUGUCAGGGUAGAGGUCCGAGUUGAAACAAAAACGGCUGGCAAAGGUCCUGAAUGUCCAAGAACACCUGCAGGUCUUACAAUUCAGUACUCAAUUGUUGAUCCGGAUGCCAAACCUGCGCAACUGGUGAACUUUCUUCUUGAACAUGCCUCAAGUAAAAUCAUUGUAUACUUCAUGACAUGCGCAUGUGUGGACUACUGGGGAACUGUGCUCCCUCAGCUGAAAAUGAUGAAGACAUUGUCCAUUAUUUCUUUGCAUGGCAAGAUGAAGCAGUCAGCUCGAGAGAAAGCCUUGGCCACUUUUGCUGAUUUGCCAGCAAGUGUUCUCUUCUGCACGGACGUUGCCGCCCGUGGCCUGGACAUCCCAGGCGUUGACUGGAUCAUUCAGUAUGACCCACCUCAAGAUCCGAAUGUGUUCGUCCAUCGGGUGGGCCGCACGGCUCGAAUGGGUCGAUCCGGCAAUGCUCUUGUGUAUCUCCUACCCAAGGAAGAUGCAUACGCGGAGUUUCUACGAGUCCGCCGUGUACCUAUAGAGGAGCUAUCUCUACCCGAAAUAAACUUAGAAAUUAUUCCCCUGUUACGUGCAGCAGCGAAAGAAGAUAGAGACUUAAUGGAGAAAGGUGUAAAAGCAUUUGUUUCUUACGUGCGUGCUUACAAGGAACAUCAAUGCAGUUACAUAUGCAGGUGGAAGCAAUUGGAGCUUGGUAAAGUGGGAAUGGGCUAUGGCUUGUUGCAAUUGCCAUCGAUGCCCGAGCUAAGACGGGGUGUACUGACACCCGAGUUCUUUGUACCGAUGGAGGGAGUGGAUAUUGACAAAAUAAAAUACAAGGAUAAGGCUCGAGAGAAGCAGCGAAUGAAGAACUUGUCAAUCAAGAAGGAAACAAUCAAAGAACCAGAAGAGAACGGCCACAAGCAGAAAAGACCUGUAUUGACACCUACCAACGUAGAUAGAAAGAAGAAUAGCAAAAAGCGGCAACUUGAUCAAUCGAGAAGAGAUCAGGACGAUAUGGAGAAUGAUUACAGGAUGUUGAAGAAAUUGAAGAAAGGGCUUAUCACGGAGGAGGAGUUUGAUCAAGCUAUCGACGCGGAUGGUGAGCGAACGGAUGCCGAGCAAAAGAAGGUAGUCAAAGAACAAAAGGCCAGCAGAAGUUCCUCUUCCGUAAAAGCCAAGAAGGCCAAGCCUUCGGACAGGGCUAAUAGUGGUAAGAAGAAGUGGGUGUCGUCAAAGGUUUAGUAAUGGACUCCUUCAUUUGAAGUUUAUUACACGAAGAUGGGUCCCGAGUGGGAUCGUGACUAUACUCACAAUUUUAUUCCUUCUUGGUGGAACUAGUUGCUCAUUGCGAGCAAUACUUGAUUUAGUAGCGGUUGAUGAACGUGUGAGAUCUGACACGGGGCAGUAUUUUUCUUCCAUGAAAGAUGUAGGCGUUGCCGCGAGAAAUUUUGACAUCUUCAAUUGUAACGUAGAAUUAUCUUUAUCAAGGCUCUGAACAAAUGUUGAGAUUGUUAACGGCUCUCGUUGUAAAUAUAAAGAGGUCAAUUGACGGAG